Gavia stellata (red-throated loon) is the source of this 935-nucleotide messenger RNA. It is a transcript of the gene DECR2, whose product is annotated as 2,4-dienoyl-CoA reductase 2. Lineage: Eukaryota; Metazoa; Chordata; Aves; Gaviiformes; Gaviidae. Gene Ontology annotation, biological process: fatty acid catabolic process. Gene Ontology annotation, molecular function: 2,4-dienoyl-CoA reductase (NADPH) activity. Bases 1 to 897 code for a protein of 298 amino acids. The record is from RefSeq and is a predicted model, not a curated record. The transcript is spliced from 9 exons.
AUGGCGGAGGCCGGAGCAGGCUCCCGGCUGCCGCCGGACGUGGACACCGACGACUGCCUCCGCGAGUACCGCCACCUCUUCAGCCCCGACAUCCUAGCGGGCCAAGUGGCGUUCAUCACCGGCGGCGGCUCGGGUAUCGGCUUCCGUAUCGCCGAGAUCUUCAUGAGGCACGGCUGCCGGACGGUCAUUGCAAGCCGGAACCUGCAGCGAGUGUCGGAGGCAUCGAAAAAGCUGGUGGCAGCCACAGGGCAGCAGUGCCUGCCUCUGUCCAUAGAUGUCAGGCAGCCCCAAACCAUUGUGGCAGCGGUGGAUGAGGCACUGAAAGAGUUCAAGCGGAUUGACAUCCUCGUUAACGGUGCUGCGGGAAACUUUCUGUGCCCAGCCAGCGCCCUGUCCUUCAACGCCUUCAAGACUGUGAUAGAUAUUGACACCAUUGGCACCUUCAACACCUCCAAAGUCCUCUUUCAGAAAUAUUUCCGGGACCACGGUGGGGUCAUCGUUAACAUCACCGCGACCCUGAGCUACCGAGGGCAGGCCCUCCAGGUGCAUGCUGGUACUGCUAAGGCUGCCAUAGAUGCCAUGACCCGUCACCUUGCUGUGGAGUGGGGACCCAACAACAUCAGGGUGAACAGCUUGGCACCGGGCCCCAUUACAGGCACCGAGGGCUACCGGCGGCUGGGUGGGAAAUUUGCUGAGGAAGCAAGCCAGUUCGACACGAUCCCCCUCCAACGUGCAGGGAACAAGACGGAGAUCGCCCACAGCACACUGUACCUGGCCAGCCCCCUCUCCUCCUACGUGACGGGCACCACCCUGGUCGUGGAUGGUGGGAGCUGGCUGACCUCUGCCAACAACUUCCCCGCCUUGCUGGGUAUUGCUUCAUCCUCUGCUAAACUCUAGAUUUCUGGGCUGCGGGAGCAAACAAAAAUCAAUGAUGG